Hermetia illucens (black soldier fly) is the source of this 6335-nucleotide messenger RNA. It is a transcript of the gene Usp20-33, whose product is annotated as ubiquitin carboxyl-terminal hydrolase 20. Bases 845 to 4534 code for a protein of 1229 amino acids. The transcript is spliced from 7 exons. NCBI's taxonomy places the organism in Eukaryota, Metazoa, Arthropoda, Insecta, Diptera, Stratiomyidae. Gene Ontology annotation, molecular function: zinc ion binding; cysteine-type deubiquitinase activity. The record is from RefSeq and is a predicted model, not a curated record. Gene Ontology annotation, biological process: protein deubiquitination.
AAACCCAUCCAAUAAGAUCUCUGCGCUCAAGUCGAUUAGAGGCGAGUGGAUUGCGUGCUCUGAAAUUCAAUUUCGACUUAAAUUACAACAAGCGCCCGCGUAAAGAGUUAAUCAAUCCACGGUUAAUUGAAGUAUUCGUAAUUAUGUAAUGAGUGGAAUGUGUUUGCUGUGAAAAGUGGCAAAGUUUCAACCGUUGGCUGUGCCUUCUAUGACGUGGUGUUCGGCGUGAGGGAAGAUCUCGUCGAGGAAUCCGGGAAGUUCCGUCGAAAACGUGUUUUGUGUGUUUGCACCUCAUCCCCAGCUCUUCAGGUGUUUGUUUUGUGUUUCCCGGGAGAAUCGUGAGUGUGGAGUGUCGUGAAAUUGGCUCGAAAGAGUCAUCGUCUUGCGGGCACCGUGACAGUGCAGCUUGUGGACAGAGAACUUGGCGAGAACGCGGUAAAGUGCGGAAAUGAUUGAUUCCAGUUGUUGCGAAGACGACAAGCAGCGAAAAGCGUGAAGGGACAGCGGAAACUAUUCGGCCCGCUCUCGCGCUGCCACUCUCGCAAGUAAACUGUCAAUUCAUCGUCAAAUGUCAGAUGUGAAACGUCAAACUGCGAACAAAUCGAAUCGACCGAAAUCUAGUUGUAAUUUUGCGGCGCAACUUCCAACGCGAAAAUUGCAAAUUCUGCCCGUAAUGGCCAAUAAUAUUUGAAUAAAUGUAAAGUGUGCAUGUGUCUAUGGAGUUGUUUGGGUGAAAUUGAUUACCGGAAUCAGUGGAUCAAAGGGCGAAAAAGUGUUGUGCUGUGGUCACGGUGUGCGAAUGAAAAGCUUUUUGUAGUUGCAUUUUGUCGUGGAAAUCGUCGUCAUGGCUCGAAAUCACAAGUGCUCGCAUUUAGAAAACAUUGUCCAGCUUUCGUUGCCGGAACUAUGCAAAAUCAAACAGGGACACUCAUGUUCAGAAUGUGACAUAUUUGGACCGAAUUUAUGGAUAUGUUUGCACCGAAAUUGUCUUCACAUCGGCUGUUCUGAGCAGGCAAAUGAUCAUAGUACAAAGCACUUUAAGUUUAAUCAUCAACAUUGCAUUCAUAUGAACUUAUCGUCCCAACGAAUUUGGUGUUAUCUUUGUGAGACGGAAGUAUUUUUGCCGCAACGGCGUAAUUCGAUUGUUAGUAACGAUUCAAGUGACACGAGUCGGUACUCGGAAAGGAUCUACGAACGAGCCAUGAGUGUUGGGAGUGGUGGUGGCGGUGAAUCGCCUGAAUCGAGUGGCGAUGAAGAUGACGGAGAUCGACGACAUCUAGAUGGACUUGUUGGGCUACAAAAUAUCGCCAAUACAUGUUAUAUGAAUGCAGCACUGCAAGCGUUGAGCAACUCCCCACCAUUGACAACAUACUUUCUAGAUUGUGGCGAUAUCAUAGAGGCUACUAGUGAAUUAACUGGAAAUCAAAGGAAGAUUGGUUUGGCGAAAAGUUACCAUCGGUUAAUGAAGGAGAUGUGGUGCAGGAAUAAGAGGAGUAAUGGCUACGUCGUUCCGCGAGGGAUACUUUACGGAAUACGGAGCGUUCAUCCCAUGUUCAGAGGGUUCCAACAGCACGACACGCAGGAGUUCCUUCGGUGCUUUAUGGAUCAACUGCACGAAGAGUUGAAGGAAGUCACACCACCGCCGCCUGAUAUUCUAGUGAAAAAUAAUGUUGCAACAGAGGAGAAUGAUGAUAAUUCGCCAUGUUCUUCGCCAUCGCCUUCUCAGUCAGAAGCUGAAUAUGAAACUUGUGAUAGUGGAGUCUCGGAGCAGUCGAGCUUGUCUGAUGAAAUUCCCGCGUCUUCAGGUCAUAGAUCACCCAGUCCAACCACGUCAACAACCAACCAAAGAUAUAAUACAUAUUCAACCAAGGCGCCAAUUAGUAAUUCAAAUUCCGAGACCAAUGUCCUUUCGUCACCGCCACAAAGUCCACAGAAUCUUGCAAACACCCCACAGUCUAAAGUAAACUCACAAUCAGACAAAUCACCACCGAAACCUCCACAUCGGUCGAUAAUUAGUGAUGUCUUUGAUGGAAAACUUCUCUCGUCCGUACAGUGUCUGACAUGUGAUCGAAUAUCAACAAGAGAAGAGACUUUUCAGGAUCUUUCACUUCCGAUUCCUGGCAAAGAUCAUUUGGCUGUUUUGCAUCAGUCGCAGGGAAUAUCGGUGGCGUUGAUGAACCAACCACCUCCGUCGGGAGUGAACUGCACAGAUGCUGUUUAUCAGGUGGGCCAGGACGGUUGGAUAUGGUGGCUGUGGAACUGGUUCAAAUCGUGGUUCUGGGGUCCUAUGGUGUCUCUUCAUGAUUGCUUGGCGGCCUUCUUCAGUGCGGAUGAACUCAAGGGUGAUAAUAUGUACAGUUGUGAAAAAUGCAACAAACUUCGUAAUGGCAUCAAAUAUUCAAGAGUCUUAGCGCUGCCAGAAAUGUUAUGUAUACACCUGAAACGUUUCCGGCAUGACCUGUCCUAUAGUUCGAAAAUCUCUAGUCCUGUAAAUUUCCCGCUCACCGGAUUGGACAUGCGACCGUACCUACAUAAGGACUGUAAAUCGGAAAUAUACACAUAUGAUCUGACUGCUGUGAUAUGUCAUCAUGGGACUGUUGGCGGUGGUCACUACACAAGUUUUGCCAAACACGAAUUGACUGGAAAAUGGUUUGAAUUUGACGAUCAACUUGUUACCGAAGUUUCACCGGAUGUUGUGCAAAAUUGCCAAGCAUAUGUUUUGUUCUAUAGAAAAAGUAAUCCACAAAUGUCGAUAGUGCGGGCUGAAGCGUUAGAAUUGGCCGAUACGAAUCCACCACAAGCCUCAGACAUAAGAUUCUUUGUCUCCAGGCAGUGGCUAAGUCGGUUCAAUACAUUCGCGGAACCAGGACCUAUUGACAACUGGGCUUUGCUAUGUCCUCAUGGUGGUUUGCCGCCUGUGAAAGCAGCGUUAAUAUCUAGACUGGCCGUUCCUUUGCCUCAGCCGCUUUGGGAUUUCUUGUAUAAGAAGUUUGGGGGUGGACCGGCCUGUAAUCAUCUAUUCGAAUGUGACAUAUGUAGGUUAGCAGCGGAAUCGCUUACUCGAAGACAGCGGGCUGAAUUGGCCGCUUUCACUCAAUAUAAUGACGAAUUUCAAUAUCAAGAAACUCCGACAACAAUUUAUGCAAUUUCAAUGGCUUGGUUUAGACAAUGGCAAAUGUUUGCCAGAGGUGUGACGACGGAGGAGCCGGGACCUAUUAAUAAUGCUACUAUUGCUGCCCCUUCGGAGACUGUGCCGAUCCGGAAUGUACGUCCCGGGUCAGAUUAUGCUCAAAUCAAUACAACGUUGUGGAAAUUUUUCUAUGGAAUUUAUGGAGGCGGUCCAGAGAUCAUAUUGCGAGGUGGACCCGCUGAAGAUACUAAAAUCUCAAAGCAGGACAAGGAGGCAGACCAAAUGGACAUCGAUCCAGACAGUGAAACAGGAGCGGAUUCAACAUUUGAAAACGCAAACACCACAAUCACUCCCGAACCUGAUUCUAGAUCAUCGGCUAAUUCGAUAUGCCCUCCUGGAAUGACGACGCCCCCGACACCGACAGCUGUAUCGCCAUCAGUCCCACAACCGGUCGCCUGUGUAAAACCAAUGAAGAGCGUUUCCUUCGAGGAUGAGACUGAAUUGAACAGCCUUGAUACCGUUUCAACGACCAAGUGUGAAAGUAAUCGUUCCAGUAUGGAUGAAAACGAGCAUGUAACGUCAACGACAGUCAUCACCCCACCAAUUAAUGUCCACCAUACGUCCCGUCAUUCCGGUACGAAACGUGGCAAGCAUUAUUCGAGUACGUCGUCAAGUGGUGUAAGCAAUAGUGGUAGUAGUGUCAAUCCGGAUCUUUUACUUGGAAAAAAAGACAAAAGAUAUCGUGGUGCCAUGAAAUCAAGUGGAUUUUUCGGACCUGAAGGUACAACCUUGAAUAGUUCUUUAAAUUAUCGCAAAAGCAAAUACUACACACAUCCGUACCAUCAAACAUCAGCAACGACAAAUAGCAACAUUCCCGAUGAUUCAACAACAUCCUCUCACAUACAUUCUGGACAUUCGUCUUCACAAUCUACCAACCACACUCCUGCCAAUUAUUCCUUUAAUGCCAAUGAUCCCACAUCUAAUCCUAAUCCUAACCAAAAUUCACAGAUCCCAUCCUCACCGGAUUUAAACAGCAAUGGCGGAACAAGUCCUGUUACGACCAUGAAUCAAAUGAACAAACGGACAACGGAGGAAGUAACACCACUUUUACAUCAUCGACGAUAUCCGUCGUCAACAAUGUCGACACAAUCGACAGUCAUACCAUCAACGCCUGGCCUGUCCUCGUCAAUGACACAAUCGGAAUCCGAGACUAUUGUCGCGAACAAUCUGAAUGCUGAUCAAAAAUCUCCGGUGGCCAAUCGUAGUAGCAGCAAUGGAACUAGCAUAAAUGUGAUGAAAGCUUCUUCGUAUCGGAAAAAGUUGAAAUCGAAAAGUGGCAGAAAGUAUUCAAUGACCAAUCACCAUUCGAAUCAUAACGAUGUGAAUGCCAGCGAUAGUGGAUGAUGGAUGAGAGCCAAGGCAUGGAUAACGUGGUGGAUGAGAUUGGAAUGACGGUUAAGAUAAGUUUGUAGGGGAGGGGAAUGCCGCGCGUGUUUCAUUUCGUUUUUAAUUAGUUCUUUGUUGUAAAUUUACCGGGAAGAUGUUUCCGAGGUUUUUUUUAUUCGAAUAGAAACCAAAACACACGAUUGGCUUAGGUAUUUAAUGUAUUUAACUCUUCGCAAAUCGAAGAAACGUGAUAUUGAAUCUUUAGAUGAUGAUAGUCUGCGUGGAUUCGGAGGAUUCGGGUAGCUCAUCUUGAUAAUAGCCCUUAACCGAGCGAAAAGUAGAAAUCAAUGCAAUGGGAAAUCAAUCGACGACAGCCUCGGAGAAUUGCAGAGAACCUCAGUCUACUGUCGAGACAUUCAGUUUAUGACAAUUAUUGUUUUAUGUACUAUCUUUCGAGCCGGAGUCGGAAAUUAGACGACGAAGGAGCAUUACGGAUUGUAGCCUGCAUUCGUAUACACGCCCCAAACUCAGUAAGAUUUAGCUCUUAACUGGUACCAUCCCUUUUUGCAGAUUGAUGUGGGAUGUGGCUCCCAUCUUCAUAAAAUAUUUUUUGCUAGAAAUUGCGCCCAAACAGCGCGGUUGACCUAAAAGGGACGAAUCCCUCUUCUCCUUAAAAGGCCUCUCACAGUCCCAUAAUUCAGGGAUACUAAUUUCUUUCCUUCCUCUCUUGAAAAACAAUGAAAAUUCUGCAGUUCUGCGACUCAUCUCAUCUGAUUUCUCCUUGCAUAUCUUUUUCACAAUCCAAUCCAAGCCUAAAUUAACAAUUUCAAACUUUUUCCUCAAAAGAUAUUUUCACAAUUGUGUGAUGAGCGAAAAAAAAGAUCGAUUUGCGAAUACGAAUCUACACACGCGGAAUUUAUAGGAGACUAAUAAAUUGUUCAGUAAGAAAACAACAACAAAUAACUGCAUUGUUCGAUUUGGAUUCAUUUCAACUUCUUGGGCGCUAUUUUGAGCGAUUUUUCUCGAUUAUUAUUGGGAGAAGUAUUCAUUUCCACCAAUUUAGGUUCGAAUUUCUCUUCAUCUUCGCAUUGUUCAUGGACAAUUGACAAAAUAUUGUUGCAUUUAAAUAAAAAUGGAAAACGAGUAGUUCAAAUUCCUGUACGAUUCCUGUCUGUUAAGUUUUAGUGAGAUGUGCAUGAGCGCUUACUGGGGUUGAAGAACGAGGAGCAGGGAACUCGUAGAUUCCCAAGAUCUGAAUCUGUUGUCGACCUUCAGGAGGCGAGACUCGAUUAAAUUUUCUUGGAAAGCCAUCAGUCUUCUUUUUCUUCGGCCUUUGUCCCGUCUACAAGCGGGAUCGGCUCUUGGGAAGCCAUCAGUGAUUGAGGGAUAUCGAGCAAGAAAAAACGAGCCCCAUCUUUUCAUUCGUAUGACCCAGAGGCAAUCAUGCACAGCUCAACCGUUUGUGUCGCCCUUGAUCUGUUUCCGUUUCCUGUUUAUUUGUGACAUUCAUGUUACUCUCUUAAUAUUCCCAAAGUAUUCCUCACAAGACUAUGGAUUAAAGUAUCUUUGUUCGGUUCGUGUGUCUGUUGGCCUUCUUUUGUGCAUUAUGAGAAUAUUACGUGAAAGUACUCCUUUAUUAAUAAAACAUUUAUGAUUGUGUCAAUUCCUAUAUUUCUAGUUUAGACAAAAAAAAAAUUGGGGAAAAAAAAGUGAAAAAAGAGGGGAAACUAUUGUUUAUUUCUAUAAAUAAUUUAUUAAAUGAUUGUUUCAGUUCUUAAUUUUCAUUUAUAUUAUUAUUUACUCUUUGCUUAGCUGGGGG